Molecule: messenger RNA, 1277 nt
Organism: Trichogramma pretiosum
Lineage: Eukaryota; Metazoa; Arthropoda; Insecta; Hymenoptera; Trichogrammatidae
Product: protein lifeguard 4-like
Exons: 6
Coding region: 208-969 (253 amino acids)
Biological process (GO): negative regulation of apoptotic process
Cellular component (GO): membrane
Source: RefSeq, a predicted model, not a curated record
UCGGAGAACGGCUACUGCUGUAUUUACUGAGUGGCAUCGUCGUGCGCCUUGCAGCUGUGUUCUCAGUUUUCACAGAAGUAUAUAACAGAUAGGUACUCCCCAAAAUGACGUGCUGAAAGUUUUAUUGAUAAAAAAAAAUAAUACGUCAGGUGAUCAGUUGCUCUGAAGCAAUUAAAUUUAAAGUUUAUUUUGUUUUGAAGAUUCAAGAUGAUGAACCACGAACAAAUGGCAAGUCCACUGUUAUUCUCAGACGAUGAUAUUGAGACAGGAGGAAAAGAAGGACAAGAAAAUAUCGAAAAUGAUUUUGCAUAUAGAAACAAUGUUCAAAAUGCAUCAGUUAAAAUUCGCAUGGCUUUUAUUCGGAAAGUUUACAGUCUCCUCAGUGUUCAACUUCUCAUGACUGUGAUCAUUGGCAGCAUUUUUUGCAUGGUAUCACCUGUGAAACUCUAUGUUUCUCAAAAUGUCUGGCCAGUUAUGGUAUCAUUCUUUUUAACAUUUGGAAUUUUAAUAGCCUUGCAUUUCAAGAGGAAAGAGCACCCAACUAAUUUAAUUCUAUUGGCUUGCUUUACUAUGGUGCAAGCCUUCACAAUUGGCAUAGUUGUGAGCUUAUAUGAUGUUGUGUUGGUGAUUGAAGCUCUGUUUAUAACUCUGGCAGUAGUGAUUGCUUUGACAGCAUUUACAUUUCAAACUAAAAGAGAUUUUUCUUCAAUGGGAGCUGCAUUAUUCUCUCUAUUAUGUGUACUCAUAAUUGGAGGAAUCCUUCAGAUAUUCAUUCAGAGCAGUGCAAUGGAGCUUUUAAUUUGCGUUGGUGGUGCUCUACUCUUCUCAUUGUUUAUUAUUUUUGAUACCCAGCUUAUAAUGAAAACAUUAUCACCAGAGGAGUACAUUCUAGCUACUAUCAACAUCUACAUGGAUAUUCUUAACUUGUUUUUAUACAUUCUACGGAUCUUAGAGAUGGCUCGAAAGUAAUUGCGCAAUAUUAUUAUUAUUGACAAAAGGUGCUUUUCAAAUUUGCAAUUGAAUUUUUUCAAAUAUCAAUUUUCCCAAGUUAAAAUAUUUACUGAUACCCACAUUUUCCUUUGAAAACAUGAAAUUUUCAAAUUAUGACAAAAAGAGGGCUAAUAUUAAAAAGAAACUGUUUUUUAAUAGAAUUACUUUUAGGAUUUAGUUCUUAUGUAUUUAUGAAAAAGUAUUUCGAAAUAUUUGGUCCUGAAUUAAUCUGAGUUAAAAAUUUGUUUUGUAAAUUAGUACAAAAUUAUUCGUCAAAGUAAUUUGUU